Messenger RNA from Strongylus vulgaris, 534 nucleotides. NCBI's taxonomy places the organism in Eukaryota, Metazoa, Nematoda, Chromadorea, Rhabditida, Strongylidae. The record is from the annotation of a GenBank genome assembly.
GAACAAUGCGCAGUGCUGUACAUUAUGGAUUUGACAGGACUAAAAAUGGAUAGAAGAGUUAUGACACUUAUAACAGGUGGACUUGCUUCAAUAUCAGCAUUCAUGGCGGAACACUAUGUGGAAAUGGUACAUAGUUUUGUAGUGGUUAACGUACCUACCUUCAUAAGCGCACUGUGGACGGUUGCUAGACCUCUACUUCCCGAAAAAACGCAGAAUAAAGUGAAUAUUCUGGGUCCGAACUGGAAACAGGACAUUUUGGAAUUAGCAGAUCCGUCUUGUUUACCUACAUACUGGAAUGAAGACGAUCUUGAUGGCCCGUUUCUGGCUCCGAUAGAACGUGGCGUUGAAUACUCUCCCGAUGAGUACUAUAAAGGAUCGGUGCCGGAGAAUGCACAAACUUUGCACAUUCCGGCUGGAAAAAGCGGUUAUGUUGAUGUAGAAGCGAAACAGGUACAUUUUUUAAAAUUUUUUUGUCCUACCUACCCAGUGAACCUAAAAUUCCAAACAAUCCGAAAGGUUUUGGAAGAGUUAUAA